Molecule: messenger RNA, 8572 nt
Organism: Cheilinus undulatus (humphead wrasse)
Lineage: Eukaryota; Metazoa; Chordata; Actinopteri; Labriformes; Labridae
Gene: ptpn13
Product: protein tyrosine phosphatase non-receptor type 13
Exons: 49
Coding region: 323-8038 (2571 amino acids)
Biological process (GO): peptidyl-tyrosine dephosphorylation
Cellular component (GO): cytoskeleton; nucleus; cytoplasm
Molecular function (GO): phosphatidylinositol 3-kinase regulatory subunit binding; protein tyrosine phosphatase activity
Source: RefSeq, a predicted model, not a curated record
UGCGCUUGAAGGGAGACCAGUUCUGUUCAGUGAGCAUCAAACACGACUUUUAAACACUUUUAGAGGAGGAGUUUUUAUACUUUUCAAUAGCACCGAGCUCGGGAUAUAUUUACUCCAGCAUAGUGGAUUUUUUAUUACUUUACUUGGAGACCUGUUGCCUACCUUGCCAGCCUGCCUCGCCGCAUACUGAACCACCGACUACCCAAGAUGUUGCUUUGUGGAUGGGAUGGCCUCAGGUCCUGUCUGUGUGCGCACUCGUAGCCUUGUUGGAGUACGAAUAAUUCCAUUUAAAGUGAUUUUGUAGCGCUUCUUGCCCGGGAAGAUGCACGUGUCUCUGGCAGAAGCGUUGGAGGUUCGAGGAGGUCCGCUGCAGGAGGAGGAGGUCUGGGCGGUGCUCAGCCAGAGUGCUGAAAGCCUCCAAGAACUCUUUCACAAAGAUCCUUCAGCCAUGGGCUUCAUCAUCUCUCCUUGGUCCCUCCUGCUCAUGCCCUCUGGAAACAUCUCAUUCACAGACGAGUAUGUCACCCAGCAGGACCUGAGAGCCUUCACAGCUCCAGAGGUCCUCGAGGGGGUCUCCCUGUCUUCUGUCUCUGACAUAGAGAAGAUGCACAUGUACUCUCUUGGGAUGACUCUGUUCUGGGGGGCGGACUACGAGAUCCCUCAAAGUCAGCCAAUGAAGUUGGGGGAGCACCUAAACAGCCUGCUUCUCAACAUGUGUGACGAUGUAACACUGAGUCGAAUGUCACUGCGCACGGUGCUGGACAUCUGCAGCAAACAUAUUCGAAACUCCAGUUGUGACCCUCCCUUCUCCUAUAUCAGAAAACUGGUCCGGUUGGUACUGGGCAGCCUUUCUCAGCUGGACGGUCUGCUGACUGAUAGAGAGUCUCUUCCGGAGCGGAGUAAGGAGAUUCGGGAGAGGCUGAGGGGUAAAGGUUUGCCCUCAGGGAGGAGCGCAGCACCCAGAGUCCUGGAGCGUUAUCGAGCCCGGACACAGGAACAGACGUCUCUAAACCGAGGACUCAGCCGCUCCAUGGGCUCUCUGCCAAUCCAGGGACUGUUAAAGGGGGAUGAAGGGGCAGCCCUACCAUACUCCCUACCCAACUCUGACUCCCCCACGGACCUCUACACCAGACCCCCCUCACUCCAUCAUCAGCACUCCUAUCCCUAUCUACACCCCCUCCACCCCCAGCAGAAGGGCCGGCCUGUGGAGCUGGACAGGAGGUCUUUACCUUUUCAGAGGGAGGACGUGGGCCCAGGUCAGGCCAGAAAGACUUGGGCUUCCUCUGUGGACUUGGCUUACAUUGACCCGGAGGCUCUUCGUUUCGGGGCUCUGGAGGAUGCACGGAGGGGAAGCAGUGCCAUAAGUACUCACUCCAUGGGCAGGCGCAAAUCUCCCUUGAUGUCAUCCCGGGAGAGGGACACUCGCUACUCUGAGUUUGCGGGACUGAAAAGUAGGAAGCCUCAUCACCACUCGGCCCUGUCUGUGGGUUCAGGCCUCCCUGGGGCCUACGACAGGAUAAAGGAGAAACAGAGGAAACUUCAGGUGCUCAGACAGGCAGUGGAUGAUCCGGUCCACACCCACCACAGGUACCACAGUGACUACAGCUCAUCUAGCGAAAGCCCCUCAGUGACCUCCUCUGAUCCAGACUACAGACAAGCUAAGAAACCGGGCGAGGUCAGGAGGUUUGGCUCUCAGCUGGCUCUUCCCUCUGAGCAUGAUGCUUUGUCAUUGACGAGUCACAGCGCACACAGACUAAGGCAGUAUGAGGGUGCAGCUGAUGAAGGCCUGGUUGGAGCAGAGCUGCUCCUCCAGAAGCAGGAGGAGGAGGUGCAGCGACUGCAGGCUCACCUGGCCAACAGGCUGUCCAGGGCAAACCUCUACCCCACAGACGACCCUCUGGCCCCACCUCGCACUUCCAUGCUUGACCUCCGAGACCCACUAUACCCCUCCUCUGUACCACUUCGCAAACCCAAGAACUUCCACGGGCCUGAGUUUGUGAAGAUGGCCAGUGAACCUCCUGUUGCCUUAACUGUCCCCUCUUCAAUAAUGAAACGUGGGAAGAUGGAGGAGGUGCAGAGAAAGGUUGGUGUAGUUCUGCUGAACAGCCAAAAGCUGGAGCUGAGCUGUGACAUUAAGGCAGUGUGUAAAGACGUUCUUGACAUGGUGGUCGCUCACAUCGGGCUUGUGGAGCACCAUCUCUUCAGCCUCGCAUACCUCAGAGAUAAUGAGUUUUUCUUCGUUGAUCCCGAUGCCAAACUCUCGAAAGUGGCCCCAGAGGGAUGGAAGGAGGAUCCUAAGAAGAAGAAACUGGAUGUGCCUUUUAAUCUUUUCUUACGCAUCAAAUUCUUCCUCGAUGACGUCAACCUCAUACAGCACGCUAUGACCAAACAUCAGUACUACCUACAGACGAGGAAGGAUAUUUUGGAGGAAAGGACGCGCUGUGACACAGACAAUGCCAUGCUGCUGGCUUCACUUGCUCUGCAGGCUGAAUUCAGCGAUUACCAACCUGAGCUCCAUGGGAAGACUUACUUUCGAGUGGAGCACUACUUGCCAGCUUCAGUCUUGGAUAAGGUGAACCAGACGACCAUCAAGGAGGAGCUGCCCAAACUUCACAGCAACUACUACGGAGCAUCUGAGUCCGAGGCAGAGUUUGAGUUUCUUAAGGUGAGCCAGAGGCUGACGGAGUACGGUGUCCAUUUCCAUCGGGUGCUUCCUGAGAAAAGGUCCCAGACCGGCAUCAUGUUGGGCGUCUUCUCCAAAGGGGUACUCAUCUUUGAGGUCCUUAAUGGAAAUCGGACGGCUGUGCUAAGGUUCCCCUGGAGGGAGACGAAAAAGAUUUCCUUUGCAAAAAAGAAGAUCUGCCUUCAGAACACAUCAGAUGGGAUCAAACACCAGUUUCAGACAGAUAGCAACAAAACGUGUCAGUAUCUGCUACAGCUCUGCUCAGAUCAGCACAAGUUCCACCUACAGAUGAAGGCCCGCCAAAACAACCAGGAGCUACAGGAGCUAGAGAACAGUCCUUUAAGCAACUUGCAGUAUCCCAUCGACCCUCGGAGUGUAGACACAGGAGGCAGGACUGUGAGCUCAGUCAGCCUGGGCCCCAGCUUAUCCACACGCUCCAAUCCAGACCACCUGAAGAGGAUCUCAUACUCGGAAGUUGCUCUCAACAAGGCCCCGUCAGGACCCAUAUUGGUCCAAGAUGAGCUCCACUUUCCAGGUUUCAAUCCAGCUGUCUCCACGGUCCUUUCCAACCCAAGAGCCUUAAGCCGCUCCCACCACAACCUCACUCAGACGCCAGAGUCACCAGAACACAGAGCAUCCGAGUCAUACCACGGCCAGUUGCACAUCAGGAUGAGUCAGCCACCACCAAAACAAACGACUUCUCACUUGCUCCAGCAGCAGAGGGCCGGCUCAGAUACAGACUCGCUUUUACAACAACAGGACAAGUCAUUUGGCACAGUGUCCCACAGCAGCCCAGCCUGGAGUCACAAAAAAGAGUCUGACUCGUCCUCCAUAGAGGACUCUGGGCAAGCAUAUGUAGUAGGUGUCAGUAUGCACAGUUCCUCUGGCACGCCUUCAACCCCAGCCUCAGUCAAUGAUUCACUCAAGAAAAAGCUCAGUGCCUUACCAUCUCCGGAGAGAGAAAUCACGACUGUGCACCUGAAGAAAGAUGUGAAAUAUGGUCUGGGGUUUCAGGUUGUAGGAGGAGAGAACUCUGGUCGAAUGGACCUCGGUACCAUAAUCAGUUCCAUCACUCCUGGGGGUCCUGCUGAUGUCGACGGCCGCCUCAAACCUGGUGACCGGUUGAUCGCUGUGAAUGAUGUGAACCUUCAUGGGCUGUCUCAUGCCACUACAGUUGAAAUCCUCCAAAAUGCUCCUGAUGAUGUUAAUCUGGUGGUGUCCCAGCCCAUAGAGAGGCUCUACAAAGAACCUUCUUCAGGCUAUGCUUCCUACCAAGCCAACUCUCCAUUAAAGGCACUUAACUCCGGACAGAGACGAGAACUUGAAUAUGAUAGCUCCUCAGAGGAGAAGGUAGGAGCAGGAAGUCCCAUUACCCCUCUCCAAAAUCCUGGGACGCCGUCAUCCACUUCUUCCCCGGUCCACCAGCUCAUCCUCCUCAACUCGCAGGACACCAGAACAGGCAGCACGGCUAAAAUUAGCAAACCUCCUGUUAUCAAUGUUCAGCAGUGCCUGGAAAGAGCUAAAGCUGCUCCCCCUGCUGCUGCCCAGCAUCACAGACCAGAACUUGACAUGGGUCCGGAUCCAACACCUCCGGCUCUGCCACCCAAAACUAGAAAACCUAAAGUGUCUGAAGCUCCAAAAGUCACAGAGCAUUCAGACGACUGGGGGGAUUCAGACAUGGACGAGGAGACUUAUUCAAGUAGUCAAGAGAAACUCAAAGUCAAAAAGGAAUACAUCAUGGAAAAUUUAAAUGGUAAUGUCCCAGGAGUCAAUAGUCUCCGUCCAGGAGAUCUAUUUGACGUUGAGCUGUCCAAAAAAGACAGCAGCCUGGGCAUAAGUGUCACGGUACUGUUCGGCAAGGGGGGAGUCAACACGACUGUUCGACACGGAGGCAUCUACGUCAAAGCCAUCAUCCCAAAAGGAGCUGCUGAGCUUGAUGGAAGGAUACAGAAAGGGGAUCGUGUGCUGGCUGUAAAUGGAAAAAGUCUGGAUGGAGCCACUCAUCAGCAAGCUGUAGAGGCUCUCAGAGACACUGGGCAGAUGGUGCACUUGUUACUGGAGAAGGGUCAUCUGCCUGCAGACAGCAUCCACGCUCCUCUCACUCCUCAGCGCACUCCACCACAAUCUGACAGCAGACAAGAGCAGAACAAUGGGCAGCCACUGGAGGUCAAAGAGAAACCAGAGUACAGUUUUAUUACAGAAGAUAACGUGUUUGAAGUUUGCCUGCUCAAGAACACAUCAGGGCUCGGUUUCAGUUUCAGUCGGGAAGAGAAUAUCCCCGAUGAACCACACGGCUCCAGCAUGGUCCGGGUUAAAAAACUGUUUCCUGGUCAACCAGCUGCAGAGAGCGGUCGCAUCAACGUGGGCGAUGUUAUCUUGAAGGUCAAUCAGACCCCCUUGAAAGGACUCUCACAGCAUGAGGUGAUAUCAGCCCUGAGAGGAACAGGACAGGAGGUGACUUUGCUCCUCUGUAGACCUGAACCUGGGAUUCUUCCUGAAAUUGAUGCCUCAGCCUUGACUCCCAUGCCAUCUCCCCGAAAGGAGCCGUUGCCUCCACUUGAGUCCAGCAUUAGCUCCAACAGAGCCACCUCUUCUUCAGACACGCAGGACAGGAUGCUUCAGGGCGCCGUGGAGGAGGCUCUGGAGAGGCUGCGGCUCAAAACCCCCGGUCGCCACAACAGCUACAGCGACAGCACAGAGGGGGAUGAGGAGGUGGAAGAAGCCUUCAGCCCGAGCAAUGUGGAGCAGAACAAACAAAUGUGGGAAAGGAGCGUCUACCAUACCCCUGGAAGUACCAUGGGACUGGGGCGCUACGACAGCACGGGGCAGCUGGACGACAGCACCCACUCAGCGUUCUACUCCCCAGACCUGUCUAUGACGAGAUCUGACCUCAGCAAGAGGGGCCAUCCUUCCCCUUUAAUGGCCGAUCUGGAGUCAUCUCCCCAGCCAAUGGUGUCCUCCCCCUCUGCUCCAAGCCCAGAUCCCCUGCCUCCCCCUCUGCCUCUGCCAUUAAACCUGACCAUGUCUGGCAAUGGACAGGACAUGGACGAAUUUGUGCCGGAUGUAGAACUUAAAGUCUCCUUGGUGAAGUCAGAAAAAGGCAGCCUGGGUUUCACCCUCACCAAAGGAAAUGAUCAGGGGUGCUACAUCCACGACAUCGUCCAGGAUCCAGCCAAAGGAGAUGGACGGCUCAGGCCUGGGGACCGAAUGAUUAUGGUGAAUAACACAGACGUGAGCAACAUGGGUCACACUGAGGUGGUCAAUCUUGUGCGUGCAGCCCCCCGUGUUGUUGACCUGGUAGUCGGAAGGGUCUUGGAGCCUCCCAAGCCCCCCAUAGAAGCCCACCUGCUGCCUGACAUUUGCUUUAAAGGCGACCAAGAACCACUGGGUUUGGUUCUGGACGGAGGCAGUGACAGUGUUUAUCAUGUCUUAUAUGUGAAAGACAUCCUGCCUGGUUCAUUAGCUUCUGAGGAGGGGAGUCUGAGGCCACUCGAUCUGAUCCACUACAUCAACGGUGCUCCCACCCAGGACCUGACUCUCAGUGAGAGCACCAGGCUGCUGGAGCUCUCCCUCGAUGACCUUACUCUCAAGGCAACAAGGGAUGGAAAGCCUGUGUUUCCUGGGCAGAAAAGUGUCUCAUUUCUCAACAACAACAUCAGCCCCAAGGUUUCAUCCAGCAUUAAUGGGUUUCUGAUAGGAGAGGAUCCCAGAGAUACUGAGGGUCUUGCAGCCCUUUGUCCUAUAGAGGAGGACAUCAUAACGCUGGAUCUAGAGAAGCCACAUGCAGGAGGUCUGGGUUUCUCUGUGAUUGGAGGGGAGAGAGGGAUAUUUGUGAAGUCUAUCACACCAGGAGGGAUUGCAGAGUCCUCAGGCAAGCUGCAAGUGGGAGACCGGCUGCUGAAAGUGAAUGAAGAUCUAAUGACAGGUGUGUCUCACACCAAAGCUGUCACCACCAUCCGUAAAGCUAAAGGCCUCGUACACCUCGUGGUGUCAAGACCACCUGACCAGCAUCCAAACACAUACCUGGCUUACCUGCCAAUCAACUCUGAUAACUGCAAUGGAAACACAGAUCUUAGUGAAGACAGCGGAGUCAAAACAAAGCUGUUAGCUUCCAAGGAUGAGCGGAAAACAAGCAGCUUCCCUACAAUACCACCAAUAGACUAUGAAGACGAUCCUCUAGAAGAGAAAAGAGUGAUGGAGCACAGUGCAGAGCUUUCAGAGGACACUGACUGCGAUGGCUCUUCUUUACCUGAAGACUCCCCCGAGAAUUCCCGGAAAGUGGAAUGGCAAGAGGAGAGUGUUGAUGAUCCAAGGAAUGAAAACUAUCUACAGAUGAGUGCUGGACAGCCAGAGGAAGAUGAAAUCACAUGGGGGAGUGAUGAACUGCCUAUUGAAACCAUGAACUCCAAAUCAAGAGAGGAUGGACCAAUCAUAACAGAGGACGAGCUGACCUCAUUGCCCCUUGUCAAAGUGGUCCCUGACGGUCAGUACACAGGGCUGAAGCUCAGCACUGUGGUCCGCAUGAUGAGAGGGCUUCUGGAACAGAAAGUCCCCCUGCAGGAGUUUGAGAAUCUCCAGAACCUCCAGCCUCUGGAUGACUGUUUAAUUGGUCAGACGAAGGAGAACAAGAAAAAGAAUCGCUACAAGAACAUUGUCCCAUUUGACACAACUCGAGUCAUGCUGGGCAAAGAUGGCGGCUACAUCAACGCCAACUUCAUCAAGAUGCCCGUGAAGGACGAGAGCUACAUGUACAUCGCCUGUCAGGGUCCCUUGCCCACCACUCUGGGCGACUUUUGGCAGAUGGUUUGGGAGCAGAAGUCUAAUGUGAUUGCCAUGAUGACGCAGGAAGUGGAGGGAGGGAAAGUGAAGUGUCAACGGUACUGGCCGGACACACCGAGGACAGCAGAGAUGGUGGACGACCGGCUGCAGAUCACGCUAAUCAAAGACCAAUAUCUCGAUAAUUUUGUUAUUCGGCUUAUUGAGGUCAAAAAUGUCCAGACCAAUGAAAUCCAGUGCGUGACUCAUCUCAACUACACGGGAUGGCCGGACCACGGGACACCUUCACAGCCAGAGCAGCUUCUUACAUUUAUUUCUUACAUGAGGCACGUUCAUCGAUCGGGGCCAAUAAUCACACACUGCAGCGCAGGCAUCGGCCGAUCUGGGACGCUCAUCUGUAUAGACGUGGUUUUGGGUCUCAUCAGUAAAGAUGCUGACUUUGAUAUUUCAGAUGUCGUACGGAACAUGAGACUUCAGAGACAGGGAAUGGUCCAAACAGAGGACCAGUAUAUUUUCUGCUAUCAAGUAAUCCUCUAUGUCCUCAGAUGCCUUCAAGCAGAAGAAAACAUCUCAGGAUAGCAGAAACAUCUGUAUCGUUGUCACAUCCGCGCUGGGUGGCUGUUACACAAGUGCAAAAACAAAACUGGAGGAGUGUUGACACAGGCAAACAUUGCCAAAUUUACACUACAUGUUUUUAAAAUGCCUUAAAAUAUUCAACUCCAUGAGAGUCAUUCCUUUUAAAGAAGUCUAUAUUUUUAUGUUUGCUUUUUGAGUUCUCUUUCUUCGGCUGCUACUCCCUUUCGAUGCAUUUAUGAGAACUUCUGAUUGUAUUUCUUACUAUCGUCACCCACAAGAGAACGUCAAUGUUUUUUCCCCCACAGAUUCUUGGAUAUUUUAAAAAUAAUUAUGAAAAUGAUCAAUGACUUCGUAUUUUAUGUGGAACAAAAUUGUUUAUUUUGAAUCCUACUUUGAUGCUGGAACAUGCCUUGACAGAAUACUAUGUCAGUAUUUGCUUUGUAAAUCUAUUAUACAGUACAGUGCUUACUGCCUGAGGUAAAUGAUGAAAUUAAGUGUACAUAUUCAUCUCCUGAAGAUUAAACUGGAUACAUUUUA